Vespula pensylvanica (western yellowjacket) is the source of this 1135-nucleotide messenger RNA. RefSeq names its product vesicle transport through interaction with t-SNAREs homolog 1A (gene Vti1a). Gene Ontology annotation, cellular component: endoplasmic reticulum membrane; late endosome membrane; ER to Golgi transport vesicle membrane. The record is from RefSeq and is a predicted model, not a curated record. Gene Ontology annotation, molecular function: SNARE binding; SNAP receptor activity. Gene Ontology annotation, biological process: intracellular protein transport; Golgi to vacuole transport; retrograde transport, endosome to Golgi. The transcript is spliced from 4 exons. Lineage: Eukaryota; Metazoa; Arthropoda; Insecta; Hymenoptera; Vespidae. The coding region runs from base 65 to 688 and encodes 207 amino acids.
AGUGGCGAUUCGUUUCUUUAUCUCUUAAUAUUUCGUAAGUCUAUGUGCAAAAACAUAUUCGAAGAUGGCGUCGCUCAUUGACAACUACGAACAACAAUACGCUGUUUUGACAGCUGACAUCACUGCAAAAAUCGGGAGAAUAAGAGUUCAAAGCGGUAGUGAGAAAAGAGCAUUUAUUCAAGAUGUUGAUCGGGAAAUCGAAGAAGCUCAAGAAUUGCUUGAGCAAAUGGAACUGGAAGUUCGUGGGAUGAGUGGAAAUGCCCGUGACCGUUUACGUGGUCGUGUGGAAAGUCAUAGGGCGGAAUUAAAACGAUUAACACAAGAAUUUCAGUCAGCAAAAAGACCAAACGAGGAUGUUAUUGAUAUAGCUGCAGAAGAGUCAUGGGAAGGCAAUGUAACAGAAGAUCAGAAAAAAAGAUUAUUAGAUGCUUCUGACAGAAUAGAUAGAACUGGAAGAACAUUGCAGAAUGGUUAUCGCAUGGUACUAGAGACUGAAGAAAUUGGUUCGCAAGUUCUAAAAGAUUUACAUGAUCAAAGAGAAACGAUACAAAGAGGUCGAGGACGGGUUAGUUAUAUUAUAUAUACAUAUAUAUGUAUACAUACAUAUAUAUCUGUAUAUAUAUAUAUAUAUAUAUAUAUAUAUAUAGACGUAAAAAAUCAUCACAAAAUUUGCAAGGGAAUAUUUUAAAAAGUGUAUUAUUUCAAUGACUCACCUGUUCGAAGGACUUUAAACCUAAUUCUUUUCCCCACGUGUGCAUAUCGAACAAGAUCAAUCUCUUGACUUCUGGAUUUGCACAAAGAACGCUUAAUGUGCCAGGUAUACCAUUUUCCACGGCCCAACAUUUAAUUACAUCUACGUCUGGUACAACUAUGCCUACGAUGCACGAUUUUAAAGAUUCUCCAUGGACGAAUACUUGAUGUACGUAUUGACUACGUAAAUAGGCAUUUUCGAUUUUUUCAGGAACGAUGUAUUCCCCUUGGGACAAUUUAAAAAUAUGUUUCUUCCGAUCGAUUAUUUUCAACGUGCCAUUCUGAAAAAGGAAACAAAAAAAGAAAAACAAAAACAAAAAAAAAAGAAAGAUAAUAAUAAUCGGAUAUAAAGAUAGAUAUGAAGUAUUAUAUUUCGCGAUUUGGA